UAUACACAGUGGUCUGCGUUGCAUGAUCUUGAUCAAAAAGGCAAACAGGAAAGAGAAGUCGCUGCUUAAAGUCUCAUUCCUUUGGAUCCCAAAUCACCAUUUCAAAAUCACCUUUUCUUGAAAUUCUUGCGAAGAAAAAUGGGUGCCCGCUGCUCAAAGUUCUCUUUUUGCUGGUGGAACUCCCACCUCAAGCCUUCCCUUCUCGACUCCUCGGAUCUUGAGAAUAAUGGGGAGAAAAAUGGGUGGCCGAGCUUUACAGAGUUCAGUUUCGAGGAGCUGAAAGCGGCGACCAGUGGGUUUUGUUUGGACAACAUUGUAUCUGAGCACGGAGAGAAAGCUCCCAAUGUGGUCUUCAAGGGGCAGCUCAGAAAUGGGCGAUGGGUAGCGGUUAAGCGUUUCAACAAGUAUGCUUGGCCUGAUUCUCGGCAAUUCAUGGAUGAGACCAAGACAGUGGGGAGUUUAAGGAGUGAAAGAUUGGCCAAUCUGAUUGGGUGCUGCUGUGAAGGGGAAGAGAGACUGCUGGUGGCUGAGUUUAUGCCCAAUGAGACCCUUGCAAAGCAUUUAUUUCACUGGGAGAGCCAGCCGAUGAAAUGGGCGAUGAGGUUGAGGGUGGCGUUUUACUUAGCACAAGCUUUGGAGUACUGCAGUAGCAAGGGUCGGGCGAUAUAUCAUGAUCUGAAUGCUUACAGAGUCUUGUUUGAUCAGGAUGGUAAUCCCAGGCUCUCUUGCUUCGGUCUAAUGAAGAAUAGCAGAGAUGGAAAGAGUUAUAGUACAAACCUCGCUUUCACCCCACCAGAGUACAUGAGGACAGGAAGAGUGACACCUGAAAGUGUGGUGUAUAGCUUUGGGACUAUGUUGUUGGACCUUCUGAGUGGCAAACAUAUUCCCCCAAGCCAUGCACUAGAUUUAAUCCGGGGCAAGAAUUUCCUUAUGCUAAUGGAUUCUUGUUUGGAGGGUCAUUUCUCUAAUGACGAUGGAACUCAGCUAGUUCGUUUGGCCACGCGUUGUUUGCAAUACGAAGCACGUGAAAGGCCAAACGCAAAGUCUCUUGUUGAGUCUCUUAUGCCUCUCCAAAAGGAAACGGAGGUGCCAUCAUAUGUUCUGUUGGGUAUCCCUCAUGGAACCGCAAGUCCAUCGCAGCCAUUGUUGUUGACACCGAUGGGCGAAGCAUGCUUGAGAGUGGAUCUUACCGCGUUUCAUGAAAUAUUGGAGAAGACGGGAUACAAGGAUGAUGAAGGAAUUGCCAAUGAGCUAUCGUUCCAAGUAUGGACAGACCAGAUGCAAGAGACCCUGAAUUCCAAGAAGCAAGGCGACUCAGCCUUCCGGGCCAAGGAUUUUGCAACCGCCAUUGAUUGUUACUCGCAGUUCAUCGAGGGGGGAAGUAUGGUGUCGCCCACUGUUUACGCGAGGCGAUGCUUGUGUUACCUGAUGAGCGAGAUGGCACAAGAAGCUCUGGGGGAUGCACUGCAGGCUCAAGUAGUUUCGCCGGAAUGGCCCACUGCAUUCUAUCUUCAGGCAACUGCACUGUUCAGCCUGGGGAUGGAGAAUGAUGCCCAGGAGAUACUAAAAGAAGCCACCAACUUGGAAGCCAAAAGGAACAAGAAUUAGAAGCAGUUCACACUUGCAUUUUCUUUAUAUUUAUUCUUGAAUUUAUUAUAUUGCUAUCUAUAUAUAUAUCUCUCUUUUGGAAGACUGCUUUCAUUUGCUGUAAGUUAAAGAUUUGAUUUACAUGUUACAAUGAGAUUUGCCUCA
Molecule: messenger RNA, 1752 nt
Organism: Ipomoea nil (Japanese morning glory)
Lineage: Eukaryota; Viridiplantae; Streptophyta; Magnoliopsida; Solanales; Convolvulaceae
Product: probable serine/threonine-protein kinase At5g41260
Exons: 10
Coding region: 139-1608 (489 amino acids)
Biological process (GO): brassinosteroid mediated signaling pathway; protein phosphorylation
Molecular function (GO): protein binding; ATP binding; protein kinase activity
Source: RefSeq, a predicted model, not a curated record